Zingiber officinale is the source of this 1402-nucleotide messenger RNA. RefSeq names its product acyl-CoA-binding domain-containing protein 3-like. The record is from RefSeq and is a predicted model, not a curated record. Gene Ontology annotation, biological process: fatty acid metabolic process. The transcript is spliced from 5 exons. Bases 100 to 1149 code for a protein of 349 amino acids. Lineage: Eukaryota; Viridiplantae; Streptophyta; Magnoliopsida; Zingiberales; Zingiberaceae. Gene Ontology annotation, molecular function: fatty-acyl-CoA binding.
UCACUCUCACCCUCGUCGACUUUCCUCUCUUUAUUUCUUCUCUUCCCUUCUCUUUGCCGUGGAGCGGAAGCGCAGCGGAAAUAACUAGAUAAGCGGAGGAUGGAUUUCUACCAGGAGCUUCUCCUCACCGGCCUCAUCUCCGUCCUCAUCGCCUUCCUCAUCGGCAAGAUCGCCUCCAUCCCCGUAGACGACGACGAGGAGACCGACCUCGCCUCCUCUGCCCAUAUAGCCGCCGGUUCUUCGGCCAACGCGGUCAGUGUGCAUCCGAUCGCGGAAAAAGAGAUAGAGCGGAACUCGCCUCCCGGGGAUGCUUGUCCAUCCGGAGUUUCCUUCGAUGAUUCCGAUCAAGCCGAGGCUCUUUGCUUCGAAGUCGAACUACAACGGUUGGAUCUAGAGAAAGAGGAGUUCUCAAAAGAGGUGGAAGUCGGUGCUUCCAAGGUGGACGAGUCGUCGACAAAGAAAGUUGGGGAUUUUGUCAAGAAAGAAGAAUUAUCUGUUAGGGAUGAAAAAGUUCUGGAUUCGUGUGGAGAAAAUGCAGUGGAAAAUGAAGAUGCGAGUGCAAUGGAUGAGAAAGACGGCCUUUUGCUGCAUGGGGAGGACGAUUGGGAAGGGAUUGAGUGUAGCGACCUGGAGAAAUUAUUCGGGGUGGCAGCCGAGUUUGUUGCCAGUGAGAAAGGUGGAAAUGCAGUGUGCAAAUUAAGUAAUGAAGUACAACUGCAGUUGUAUGGGCUGCAUAAGGUUGCCACUGAGGGACCAUGUUAUGGGCCCAAACCCAUGGCUUUGAUGGGUUCUGCUCGCUCAAAAUGGCAUGCUUGGCAGAGGUUGGGGAACAUAAGUCCAGAGGCUGCAAUGGAAGAAUAUAUCAGUCUUCUCGCUAACAGCAUUCCAGGAUGGAUAGUACACCAAACUAUGGCUCAACCCAAAGAUAAUGAUUGCAAAGAUCCUGGAGCAGUAGAAAUCUCUCAAGUUGAUCACAAUGACUUAAGGUCACCUUCUCACUCUAAUUCUGGAACUGAAAGGUUAGUGGGAGAUUCUUAUCCAGUGAAAGAUGCCACCGAUGCUGUAGCUACUGAUCCCAAAUUUUUGAACGAUGGACUGACAAAGCUGUUCCUUGUCAACCUGCUCUCACCAACAAGAGUGGCAUUCUGAAGUCACUUCUAGCAAAUCAAACCAAAACAUUCAUGGAGUUGGAUCUCUUGUACAUAGUAUGUGUGUCUAUUGCUGAUCUUGCGAUGUUCCAGUUUUCAUUAUCUAUGUGAUGGAGAAAGAAUCACAAGGUGUUGGUAGUAGAAAAACAAUGCAUAUACUUAUCCAUGUCUGAUUUGUCAGCUUUAAAAUGUAUAGGCUGAGUACAUAUAUAUAUAUAUAUCAAAGGUUGUUUCCCAUUAUUCUCGAUCGUCCA